Messenger RNA from Ostrinia nubilalis (European corn borer), 1900 nucleotides. It is a transcript of the gene Hinfp, whose product is annotated as histone H4 transcription factor. Bases 112 to 1749 code for a protein of 545 amino acids. The record is from RefSeq and is a predicted model, not a curated record. The transcript is spliced from 9 exons. NCBI's taxonomy places the organism in Eukaryota, Metazoa, Arthropoda, Insecta, Lepidoptera, Crambidae.
GUUGUCUUUUCUAUUUUUAUUUUAAAUAAUUUUGUAUCCUAUUUUAAUUUUUUUAUUAAUACAAUGUUUAUUCAUUUUUAAUUGCUUUUACUGUAUUGACUUUCAAUAAAUAUGGCAGAAGAAUCUGAAGUUCCUGGUGUUAAAAAGAUGAAACUACUGCGAUGUAUGGACUGGCUCCAGAAGCAAAACAGUUUGGACAUGAAGAAACUUUCUCAACAAAAUAAGAACGAUAUUCAGUUUAUUAUCCAGACCAAUGCAGAUAGAAAAAACUUUCUGCUGUCUGUAGCUGAGGACGAAGCGACGGUUCCUGAUGGUGUUUACGAGCCUGCAAUCGAACCAAAGGCUGUGCCUCUUCACCGUCUACGCACUGAAAGCUUACGUCUGGAUUGUGAAUGGCAAGCGUGCUUGUGGCAUUUCACAGACUACGAGGAGUUCCAGAAACACAUCCGGAACCACAUCUCCAACUUGCAUGUUUUAAAAAACGACGACAGUGUGGAGUAUGUCUGCCUAUGGGAUGUCUGCGGGCACAAAACGCCGGAUUUCAACGAAAUGGUCCGUCACAUCAACUACCACGCAUACCACGCGCGUCUCCUGGCUAUCGGUCUCAAUGGGCGUGCCACAUUGAACUUGGCACGGUGUAAAAAAGAUUCGAGCAAAAGGAAUCAGUUACCUCCAUUGUUAAGCGAACAUGUUUGUAUGUGGGUUGGGUGCGAAGAAAGAUUUAACUGCAUCCAGACCUUGUUCGAUCACGUCAAACUCCACAUAAAGUAUUCCGAGCGGACCCUAUGCUCGUGGGCGGGCUGCGGACUCACGUUCGCUCGACGCAGCCUGCUCUCUAUGCACUUGCGAUCGCACACCGGGGAGCGACUUAUCGCGUGCUACCAUUGCGGUCAGCACUUCGCGUGUAAUAGGAAACUGGCUGAUCAUUUGAGGAGACAGAACGUAUACCCGCACUCCAGCUACCCGUGUUCAGUGUGCGGCGUGUCGUGCGCGACCGAGUACUUGCUUCGGGAGCACGCGCGACAGCACGUGUCCGCGUACGCGUGCGCUCUCUGCGACAUGUCCGCGCCCACGCCCGCCGCGCUCGCGCAACACGUGCGGUACCGCCAUCUACCGGCGCAGCAUGCACGGACCCACGCUUGCCCGCACUGCCCGUACAGAGCCGUAAACAGUUCAGACCUUCGCAAGCAUAUACCAACACAUACGCGUAAAAAGAAGCGAAUCAAGAACGAACAAUUAGAAGAUGAUAUAUCUGACGAAGACAAUUCCGAGGACGAAGUUAAGACUCCUAAGCCACAGAAGAAGUAUGCAUGUCACAUGUGCCCUGAGAAGCACACAAAGGUGUUCUCACGAGGCUCGCGGCUCACGACGCAUCUGGUUAAUGUGCACGGCGCACAGUGGCCCUUCGGACAUAGCAGGUUUAGAUAUCAAAUAAGCGAAGACGGCAUGUACCGGCUGACUACGACCCGGUACGAAGUUCUGGAAGUCUCCAAGAAGAUUGUGGACGGGUACAGCGGACCCAAGGAGUCUCUGAACACGACAUUCGAGUUCAACGUGCGACAAGUCGCGGAGGCCACCGAGACUGCGCCUAGAAGGUUCGAGAUCACACUAAAAGGUGACAAUGAAGAAAAGGCGUCAUUGCCAAUGAAGACUGAAAAGCUCGAGCCGCCUGAAGGCUCGGUGGAGAUCACCAUCGAUGACGUCGACGAGCACGGAAACGUCAUCAGCUCAGAAGUCAUUUACACGUAACAAGUGGAGGAAUGUAGGUAAAAUUACAAGAAACAUAUUUUUAAAUAGUUAACCUAAGGCCCGGUCUGUGAGCACGUAACAUUUUGUCCAAUGACCCCAAGCUACCCAUCCCUAUCGCUCGCGCGUAAUUAUAUUGCUGUCGCGACUGUGC